AUGGCUUCCUUUGGCGAGGCCCCUGUCGGUGACGCCGGCAGCGGCGAGAAGAUCUUCCGCACCAAGUGCGCGCAGUGCCAUACGGUGGAGCGAGGCGGCGCGCACAAGCAGGGGCCCAACCUGCACGGCCUCUUCGGCCGCCAGUCCGGCACCACCCUCGGCUACGCCUACUCCACGGCCAACAAGAACAUGGCCGUCGUGUGGGAGGAGGCCACCCUGUACGACUACCUCCUCAACCCCAAGAAGUACAUCCCGGGCACAAAGAUGGUCUUCCCGGGGCUCAAGAAGCCCAAGGAGCGCACCGAUCUCAUCGCCUACCUCAAGGAAUCCACCACGGCUUAA
This is a messenger RNA of Miscanthus lutarioriparius, 342 nucleotides long. The record is from the annotation of a GenBank genome assembly. Lineage: Eukaryota; Viridiplantae; Streptophyta; Magnoliopsida; Poales; Poaceae.